AACUCAGAGAGAAACUAUUCAUUAUUCAGAGAGGGUUGCCUUACUAGUAACAUCUUUAAUUAACCCGCAUGUCAUUUUCAAUGCGCCUAUUCAUAUAAUAUAAACAAAAUGGUUUAGAAUUUUGUAAAAAUUAAUUUUUAUUAUUUUAUGGAGAUUAUAAGAAUUUGCCGUCAUGUGGAAGUGCCAUAAAUGCGGAAAACCAGUGUAUUUCGCUGAACGCAAACAAUCAUUGGGAUAUGACUGGCAUCCAGAAUGUUUAAGAUGUGAAGAAUGUGGAAAACGUUUAAAUCCAGGCCAACAUGCAGAGCACAAAGGUGUACCAUAUUGUCAUGUACCAUGUUAUGGUGCUUUAUUUGGACCACAAUUAUUUGGCCAUGGAACAAGAGUUGAAUCACAUACAAGUUUUGGAAAAAAAGAAAUUCGACCAUCAUUACCCAGAUCACAUUUAGAAUCAAAAUUAAAGGUUUUCAAUCAAUAUUAUGAAGGCAAAAGUGGUGGUAUAAGAAGUCGUGAGGUUAAUGGAAGAUUGAUAUUAGAAGGUGCACUUCGUAUUUAUUGGGGUGUCAGAGGAGUGAUUCAUUUAAAAGAAGAUGAUGAUCAGCGUACAGUAGUUACAGCUCGGAAUAGAAAUUCGUGCAGACGUAGUGUUUCCGAUAGUAUAGAAGAUGAGGAAAAAGAGGAAGAUUCUGUUAAGGAAACUUGUGAACAAGAUACAGAUACUGAAACAAAAUCUAUUCCAACUUCUCCUGAUCAUCUUAAGAGUCUCACUUUACCAAUGAAAUUAGAUGUUAAAAAUAUGGAAUGGGAUGAAUUAGAUGAACUGCUUCAGGUUGAACGUAAAGUUGAAGAUGGAAAGAAGUUAUAUCAAACAAUGCCCGAAAAUUUGCCGUCAAUUAGUUCGCAAACUUCUGACGCACAGCCUCUUUCAUCUCAAUCCAGUCUUGAUAGGUCUGAUUCUCGAGAAAAUUCAGAAAUAGACAGUCCAAAUCAUCAAACUAAUCGUGGUAAUGAUAGUAGCGUAACUAGUACACCCACGCACAGUAUAGGUAGUUCUUCCGGUACUGAUACACCUAUUUAUCAUGGUACACCAAAUCGAAAUGGAACGCUUCGAAGGGUAGAAUAUUUCGAUAAUUUGGAGAAAAAUAUAUCUAAUAACAGAUCUAUUAGUACCGAUGAUAGUUGGAUAGAAAAAGGCUUAAAUCGAUCAAUGUCUGGUCCUGAUUGUCUCCAAAGACAUCGAACGGAUAGCGAUACAGAUUCUGUGAAUUCUUUACAAUUUAGAGAGGAUGAUAAUAUGACAAUGUCUACUGACAGUGGAUUAGAGCUGGAUGGCGUAGUUUUACGUCGAAAACAAGGAUCCACUGCAAUUAGACGUCGUCCAGGCGGUAGACGCCAAUCGCGUAGUCGAUUACGUCGACGUUGUUCGAUUAAUGGACAUUUUUAUAAUCGUGAAACUAGUUUUUUCACACCACCACAUGGAUCUCAAAUGUCUGUUUGGAUUACAAGUUUGGUAAAUACUCAAGAAGUUAUUAAUCUCAUGUUGGAUAAAUAUAAAGUUGAUGCGAAGCCAGAUAAUUUCGCGUUGUUUGUAGUCCGUGAUAAUGGUGAACAAAGAAGAUUAAGAGACGACGAAUAUCCAUUGGAGGUUCGCGUAGUAUUAGGUCCACAUGAAAAUGUUGCGCGACUUUUUUUAGUGGAUAAAUUAUCGACUCCAGAAAUUAGUUCUGAUGUUGCACAAUUUCUUAAUCUUUCUUUAGCAGAAUGUCAUGGUAUUUUACAACGUUAUCAUUAUGAAGAGGAGCGUCAGAUUCUUUUAUUGAAAGAAAAAUAUAAGGAGAUGCGAAGAAGAAUACGGCAAAGAAUGGAAGAAUUGAAGGUUCGACUAUAAUUAGUAUGUACUCAUAAUGAACAUUCAAAUAUCUACAUUAUUAUUUUUCUAUUAAUUUGCACUCGAAGAUCUUUCCUUUUUUUUUAAUAUAAAUUAUUUGAUAGAAAAUGUGUAAAUCGUUUUAAAGAUAUGUAUUGUAAUCACAGUACAUAAUCUUUAACUUAUUGUUUAUUUUAACAUUCAAACGUAGAGUCAUUCCAUGUGCAAUUAUGAUUACAAAUUUUUGUAUAAUUUGUUUGAAUGAUUCAUUAUUGGAAAAAUGAUUUACGUUUGAAUGUAUUGAAUGGUAACAUAUUAAUAUUUUCUAGUUUAAAAUCUUAUCGUUACAUUAUUCAAAUGUAUUCAUUAUUUUUGCAUCUUUGUUGCAUUUAUUUAUAGUCGUUAAUGUGCAGCUACUAUCAAAACAUUCAGUGCAAUUUAAUUAGAAAUUCAUGUGUAUCUAAAUGAUAUAUAUAUAUAUUGUAUUUUUUAAGUCGACUGUGCAUCGAGCGAUAGUCAUACAGUCACGAAUCAUUCUUUAACGCAAUAUCUUCUAAAUUGCUAUUCGCUAAUUGUUGUAUUAUGUAUAGCAUUUAAUUUGAACUUCUAACAUUGAAAUUAUUGUAAUUUAAAAUCGAUUAAGAAUCCAUGUAGUACACAAGCAUCGAUAUUAAGUCAAUUUUCCAAUGACUUUUAAUCGAUACAGCGAGAAAUAUUUUAUAGAAAAAAACUGUUUGCAGAUUAGAUGUAUGAUUGUUAAAAUCUAAUGCAAGGCUGUCCAACUUUUUACCUCGUGAGGUUUUUCUAAAUUUUUUUUUCACAUAGGUGCCAAAAAAAAAAAAAAAAGAGAAAAAAGGAAAAAAAAAUU
Apis mellifera (honey bee) is the source of this 2735-nucleotide messenger RNA. RefSeq names its product ras association domain-containing protein 2 (gene Rassf). The transcript is spliced from 10 exons. Lineage: Eukaryota; Metazoa; Arthropoda; Insecta; Hymenoptera; Apidae. Gene Ontology annotation, biological process: signal transduction. Bases 173 to 1888 code for a protein of 571 amino acids. The record is from RefSeq and is a predicted model, not a curated record.